AUGUGGACGUGGUUUUCGCGCUGUGUGCCUGGCAUAAGCUUACUACUGCUUAUUGCGCUGCUUGCUGUGGCCUUUCCCGACAUUACAAGAGAACUCUCGCACUUGUUACCGUGGUCAGGAAAAGUUCCAGCUACUAAGACCCCUGGGCAUGAUCAUGGCACGUCUCAUCAUCCAUUGCAUUUGUCAGUGGCCCAGAAAAUUUUUAUCGGAUAUACACUACUGGUACAUUUGAAUGCCGCUACAUUCGUGGUUAGAUUGGCAUGGGCGCUAUGGCGAAUGACCUUCGCAGCUCGUGCGUUGUUGCGUCGACGUCCAGCAACCAAGUGCCUUCGCAGUCCAGCCGACCCAGUGAUGCCCCCGUUUGCCGAUAGUCCGAUCAUAACUCCAAUAUCCUCCGAGGUGUCGGAUCCUAUGAGCUUCGAUCUCGGAGGUCUUGAAGAUGGUGAAGGUGGUGAGGUUGUGCAUGCUAUCAUCUUACCCAACUACUCUGAGGAUCUGGAAACGUUACGGACUACGCUCAAUGUUCUUGCCAGCCAUCCACGCGCUGUGACCCAAUAUGAAAUUUUUCUCGCCAUGGAGCAGAAGGAAGUCAAGGCUCCCGAAAAAGCAGCAACCCUUAUAUCUUCUUUCCAAGGACAAUUUCGUGAUAUUUGCGGCACUUUUCAUCCAUCCGGUCUGCCCCGGGAAAUUAGUGGCAAAGGGUCCAAUGUAGCUUGGGCCGCGAAGCAUAUCGUGGAGACUCGCAGUGAUUCAUCUUUUGAUUCGCGAGAUGUGAUUAUUACCGUAAUGGAUGCCGAUACACAUCUUUCACAAGACUACUUCAAUGAAAUCCGUCGUAUUCACUGGCGCGACAACACCGAUGCCGAUCGUGCAUUCUACGCCUCGCCUAUCAUAUUUGAUCGUAAUUCGAACGAUGUACCAGUCCUGGUUCGAUGUGCUGAUUUACUCUGGAGCUUUGCUGGCAUCUCAGCUAUGUACCCUGGCUGUGCAAUUGUCAUUCCUACUUCUGUUUACUCUCUACCACUUGCGCUUGCAAGGAGAGUUGGUGGUUGGGAUGGUGACUCCACAGCCAUCGGCGAGGACAUGCACAUGCUUUUAAAAUGCUACUUUGAAACCGCGGGCGAUGUCAUUACACAUGUCAUCGCUAGUCCUGCUAGUCAGUGUAAUAUUUCAAGCCCUGGGGAUGGAAAUUGCGGUCCAUAUUUGUCGACCCUUCUGGCUCGAUAUCGCCAAGCUCUGCGCCAUAUGUGGGGAGCACUAGAUACGGGCUAUUCUGUUCGCCAGAGCGUAGGAGGUCUCUCCGGUAAGGGCUCCCGGCGACUACGUCUCCAAGCCCGGCACGUGGCAUUACUGCAUCUCCUGUUUGAGGCGCAUUUUCUUCCGUGUCAUUUGACAGUCCUCCUACUGUUCUCUGCUCUAUACACGGCUUUUGUUCCUGUUGCGCAUAUUCAUCCGACUUUGGUCUGGGCGUUUUUUAUAACUGGAUUUCUGCGCGGACUAUCCUUCGUAGGGAUGAACGUUUGCAUUACACUCUAUGAUCACUGGUAUUCGAUUUGUAUUCGCUCUCGUGCGAACGACAUGGCGAAAGCAGGUUUGAACGAUACUGGAUUCUCUUUCCGAAAAUGGAAUCGACUCCAACAACUCGCAGAACGAAUUUGCUUCCCUAUCGCAGGCACUGUUUUCGGUUCGAUCCCCGCUAUUCACGCUGAACUAUCACACUUCUUCACCGAUAAACUUGUUUAUCGUGUCAGCAAAAAGCCGACUUUUACCUCUCCUCUCGUCCGUUCCCCCACAUAGUACUCUUGGACCAGGGAUUUAUACUAUGGCGUAUAUACCUCGCUAUGGAACGUUGACCCCGACUAAUGUCUAAUGAUAUAAUUGAAAUACGCUGCUUGGAAUAUGGUUGGAUUGUCAUCUCUAGGUGGUGUUUCUUUCUUAUUUAUGAAUACCCAAGCAAGAGAUCGGCCUUUUCAUUUCGGUCUGAACCGAGACAUACAAGUCUCUUCGCAUAUAUAGGCUAUUUAAUGGGUGACUGUCGUCGUAUUUCGAAUAAAGAUAUGAAAUCAUAUUG
Talaromyces stipitatus ATCC 10500 is the source of this 2071-nucleotide messenger RNA. RefSeq lists its product as uncharacterized. NCBI's taxonomy places the organism in Eukaryota, Fungi, Ascomycota, Eurotiomycetes, Eurotiales, Trichocomaceae. The record is from RefSeq and is a predicted model, not a curated record. The transcript has 3 exons. Bases 1 to 1797 code for a protein of 598 amino acids.